This is a messenger RNA of Chara braunii, 3347 nucleotides long. The record is from the annotation of a GenBank genome assembly. Lineage: Eukaryota; Viridiplantae; Streptophyta; Charophyceae; Charales; Characeae.
GCAGUUUAACGCGCGGGCUGGCGGUGCGUUUGUGGUGGUUCGGUCGGCUGCGCACGGGUUCACGCGAGCGGGGGAGACGAUGGGAGGUGCUGGAUGGGGGACCCUAAGGCGGGCGACGGUCAAGGAGGGUUGGAUUGCAGGGGGGGAGGUUGGGGGAAGGGGGACCCUGCGGCGGGCAGCGGUUAACAGGGGUUGGGUUGCAGCGGUGUGGUCGGGGGAAGUCAGCGAGGGUUGUCUCACCAGGGUGGUCGACAUGGGGAGGGCACAACGCCAUCAGCAUGAGGCUGCCGCGGACCAUGUGCAGGACACAUUCAGGGCCCGCUCCCCUGUGUAUCAGUACCUGGUUGUCGGUUAGAAGGUCGACAACAAGGGGGUCAUGAUGCUCCGUUGCACGUUUUGCAACAAAGUUUUUCAAGGGACCCAAUUUCAGGCCACGAGACACUUCUCGCAGACAAACUACUUUAAGGACGUCAGCGACGAGGCGUUGUACGAGAUUGCUCGACGGAGUCAACAGAAGUUCGAGGCCGAUCAGAUGGAGAGGGUUGCCAGAUAUGCAGCGGAGCGCGGACUCGAUGUGCCCGACACGGGUGGUGCAAGGGAAGGAGAGUCGGGGCAGCAUCCGGUGGAGGGAGGGGUCGGGGGAGAUGGUGGGCAAGGUGCACCGGACCCCACUUUGGGUGGUGGAGGCGGUGAGACGAAGGAGGGUGUGAUCCACGUCGAUCGCGAGGCGCGUGGCCCGGGCGAGGAGGGAGUCCCGGAACGGGAGGACAUGCAAGAGUUUUAUCCAGGCACUGGGGAGAGGUUGGAGGACUGGCGGAGGCGAGUAGGCAAGGGAGCUGCGACGGAGGGGUCUUCCAAGAGGAAGGAAGGAAGAAGUGAUCCAGCUGCCACCCCAGCAGGAAAGAGGCUUCGUCAGCAGAAGGUGACUGAUGUCUACGGUGGCGAGUGGGUUGCUCGUCACAAGAAGGCAUUCCUUCGCUGGCUGUAUUCCAGCUGGGUCUCCUUCAAUGCCUUCCGCAACCAGGCUUGGAAGGCAUAUCAACAGGUGUUUCUUGAGCAGUCUGGCAGUUCCCCGCGCUCUGUGCUCCCCAACCACAGCGAGAUUGUGAGUAUGCGGGCGGUGGAGACCCACCGUGUGGAGUUGGCGGAGGAGUUGGAGGAGGUGAGGCAACCAUUCUGGGUGACUGGUGCCACCCUCCUCUCCGAUGGGAGGAAAUCACGAGACGGGAGACCGAUCGUGAAUUUCCUUGCCGCUGGCUCGCGAGGGGCCGUCGUGUACACGACGAUCAAUCGAGAAUGGGAUCCUUGGUGGCAGAGGGUGGCCACCAUCGUCCAUAUCAUGCAGCCCGUCAUGGACUUGCUUAGGCGGAUGGAUCGUGGAGGACAGUACAUGUCCCUCAUGAUCGAGUGGACGCAGGAUCUUGUCCGCCGUGUCACGGACGCAUGCGCCCCUUUGGGGAAGUCGUUCGCCGACUGGAUCAUCAGGCGUGUGCAGGCUCGCACACAGCACAUGCUUGAGCCGGCUCACUGCGCAGAGUUCUUACUGAACCCCCGCAGGCGACACGUUCGCUACUUUUCGGGCCAGGUAGAUCGGUACGAUGCUUGGCUUGUGGGGCAAGCCAAGAGGUACAUUAUGACGCAGACGGGAUUCAAGUUGGAGGGUGCGGAGUACAUCCUUGCAUGUCGGCAGUUUGAGGACUUCCACAUUCAGCAGGGCAGGUUCGGGGAUUGGGGCGGGCCGGAGGGGCGUGCUCGUGGGGGCGCGUGCAGCGGCGACAACGAGACGAUUGAGUACGCGUCUUGGUGGUCUUUGUUCAGGGGCAUCACGGAGGAGGAGAUUGCCCGUCAGGUCGCACUUAUUACCCGAGAUCCCAUCGGGGCGUCCGUACCACCCUCUGCUGAUGCCGUUUUCGAUAUACGUGCUUGCAUUUUUCGUCCCUACCCCAGGGAGGACGACUCAUACGAGGAGCCGGUACCCGAGGCGGCAGAAGACCCUGCGCUCCGCAUUCCCCGUGAGAUCGACGAGACGCACGAGGAUCCCGACUCCGCGGAGACGAGGGCACACACUGCACGACGGGCGGCGGACCGGGCGGAGAGGGAGAUGCUGGGGGGAGAGGAGGAGUUUUGGGGUCCAUUCGGUGAGCUCCCUUCCACGGGCGGCCUAGAGGCGCAGGCAACAACCCCCACUCUGACGAGGCGGAAGUCGUCCAUGUCGCCACCUCCUGCUCCGAGUCCUGCACCACCAUCGCCCGUCUCGCCACUUCAGCUGGCCACGGCAACGGCGGACAGGGAGGAGUUGGGGUCCUCUUUGCCUCAGCGCGGACUUCUCCACAGAGGCGGGGCAGUCCGCCAGCUGAGGUUACGAUCACCUUCCCCGGGGAUAUUGCAGGAGGAGGGGGCACUGUCGACAGCAGCAGUGGAGAGUUCGGUGGCACCAGCGGCGGUGCCGGACGCGACGAUCUUAGCCGCGGUGGAGGAGAUAGCAGCAGCAGCAGCAGUAGCAGCAGAAGUGGAGGGGCAGGUGGCAGCAGAAGGAGGAGCGGGUGGAGGAGCAGCAGCAGUGGAGGAGGAGGAGGCACCGUCGGCAGCUGCAGUGGAGGGGGAGGUGCCAAGACCAGUGGAGGAGGAGAUAGCCGCACAGGCCAAGGUGCAGCGUGGGGGCGAUGACGAGCGCCUCAUGCAGCAGUUCCUCACGGAGGAGCUCGAUCCGGUCAUAGAGGGUAUGACCCCGGGUGUGGCGAGGGGGUUUGGGAUUUCGGAUUCGGAGAUGGGAACCCACUUAGACUUAGAUUUGUCGAUGGGCCUUCCACCUAGUUGUGGCGGGGCGACAUCGACAGACCGGGCUCCAUCGAGGGACGAUGCGCCAGGACAGACUUCGACGCAGACCGCGAGAGAGAGGACGACGACUGAGUCUCCAGAUGCAGCAAGCGACAUCAUGGAGCGAGAGAGGGCUCGACUUUUGGCAUCGAGUGACCCGCGUGCUCAGUCGUUCGCACGGGCCGUAGAGGAGGCCAGACGUCGAGAGAUAGAGGGGGAUUGUGUGCAGGGUGGGGUGGUGGCGGGGGAGGACGUUGCGGAGGGAGUGGCAGCAGAGCCGUUACCCAAGGCUAUGUCGGGUGUAGCAGAGGCAGCGGACGUUGCUGUGGAGGGACGGCCUCAGGCGGUGGAUGAGGUUGUGCAGGCAGGACAGCGGCGAAUCGAGGGGGGUAUAGACGCACGGCGCGAGGUUCAGGAGACAGCGACGAGUUUCAAAAAAAGGGUUUCCCUCAUGCUCAUAUGCUCAUAGUUUUGGACGGCGAAGACAAACCCAAAACACUUAAAAGACUGAAUAAAAAAGUAACAAUGUU